Messenger RNA from Cooperia oncophora, 624 nucleotides. The record is from the annotation of a GenBank genome assembly. NCBI's taxonomy places the organism in Eukaryota, Metazoa, Nematoda, Chromadorea, Rhabditida, Trichostrongylidae.
AUGUUUCUGAACAAGGUUGUAAUGUUCCUUCUGAUCGCCUCCACAAUAGACGUAUAUGGAGUGAAAUUCAAGAUCCAAUGGAACACGGAAACUACCGAGUGCAAAGCAAGCGAUACAUUUGGCACGUGGGGACUUAGAAUAGACCAUCACCUCUUCGUUAUUUUCGACAAACAAACGAGACUUAUAAAAAAGAGACAUUCAAUAGACCAGACUCACAACAUCUUUCAAGGCGAGACAUACUUCGAAUAUGACGGAGACAUGAACAGUGUCGAUAUCGGAGUGUACUCUAUGAUUGUUCGUGAAGGUGUACAAAGGAGAAAUGAGAAUCCAUUCACGAAUCCUAACCUAGCGGCGGCCAAGACAAUACAUGGUCGCGAAUUGACGCCACCAGGAAGUGGAACGGAUUUCUCGCGAAUUUAUCAUGAAGCACCUUUCGCACUCUGGUGGAGGUUCUCCGAAAUGAAGCCAACUGGGGAAACAGAAGUACUAAAAACUUACGGAAUCGGCAAAUGCGCGCAUAGCAAGAAGUGGAUUGCAGACGAGGGUUUCUAUAAACUCAGCGAGAGUACAGGACAAUAUGAUCCUAUAUAUUACGACCCGAAGUUGACGGAUUUCUACUACUGA